Molecule: messenger RNA, 543 nt
Organism: Notechis scutatus (mainland tiger snake)
Lineage: Eukaryota; Metazoa; Chordata; Lepidosauria; Squamata; Elapidae
Product: olfactory receptor 14A16-like
Biological process (GO): G protein-coupled receptor signaling pathway
Cellular component (GO): membrane
Molecular function (GO): olfactory receptor activity
Source: RefSeq, a predicted model, not a curated record
AUGAUAAUGAAUAGAAAUGCUUGCACCAAAACGAUUAGCAGUUUGUGGAUCGCCAGCUUUCUCAAUGCUUCUUUGCACACCAUUGCCACUUUUAUUUCUCCUUUCUGUUCUAAUAUUGUUAAUCAGUUCUAUUGUGAAGUCCCAUAUUUACUUAAAAUUGCCUGUUUUGUUUCAUAUGCAACUAAAUUUGGAGUUUUAAUGUUUACUAUUACUCUAACAGCUGGCUGUUUUGUUUUUGUCAUUGUCACUUAUGUACAUGCCUUUUCUGCAGUUAUGAGAAUUCCUUCUGUUCAAGGAAAGAAAAAAGCUUUCUCUACUUGCCUACCACAUGUUUUUGUCUUCUUAUUUGUGUUUACUGCUUCUUUUGCUUACCUAAAACCUAUCACUGACCACCCAUCAUUCACUGACUUCAUAAUAACAUUAAUGUAUUCAAUUAUUCCAUCUAUGUUGAAUCCAAUAAUCUAUAGUCUGAGAAACAAAGACAUCAAAGUCACUCUUACAAGACUUUCAGUUCAAAUAUUAUUGCUGUUUAAGAAGAAUUAA